GAGGAUAGCGGCUGGGGGAGGGGAUUGAUACAGCGAGAGUGUAGUAAAGCAGGCUGUAUCCUAACCCAGCCCGGGAGUUAAUGAUCGGAGGGAUUUCUGCCUUCCUUGGUUAUGAUGUCAUCUGUGCCAAUUACCAUGUCUACUGAAGGAGAACCUACAACAUUAGCUAAGCUUCUGCACCUUAUGUUCCUCUCCACCUUCUGGGGAAUGCAGAUAUGGGUCACAUUUAUAUCACGUCUGAUCAUGGGCAGUAAUCUCACGAGACAUACGUUUGGCUUCAUUCAGAGCAGACUUUUUCCAUACUACUUUCACCUUGGAUCUGCCUGUGCCUUCUUUAAUUUAACUAUUUUUGCCAUGUAUCAUCCCAGUGAGUUGUUAACUGAAGAAGAGACAUUUCAGAUUAUUGUUCUUUUCAUCUGUGUGACUGUUGCUGGGCUCAAUGCACAAUGGUUUGGUAAGAUAACUUCUGAAAUCAUGGCUGACAUGCAUCUGAUUGAACAGAGCUGUGGGCUGGGGAAGGAUAUUGGAUUGUCAACCAACAGAGAGGCCUAUAUCAAGCUGAAGGAGAGUAACCCCAAAUAUAAGAAAUUUUCACAUCAACUGACCCUGUAUCACAAUACUUCUUCUUUAUGUAACCUGUGUUGCAUCAUCUGUAAUGGGAUAAGUUUGUACUACAUGGCAGCCAAUUUAUCCACAUUAUGAAAGUGUUUUAAGUAAGACAUUUAAAGACUCAGUGUCGAAUGGUGAAAAGUUCAUUUACGAAUAAUGGAAGCGUGAAAAGUAAGCUAUUUUGCUGUGAUGUCUGAUGGUGGAUGCUAAUCCAACACGAUCUCGCCAAUAAUUAUGCAUUUUUUUUAAACGUGCUUGUGCUACUAUUUGUAAUAUUUUAAAACAAAAAUCAGUGGGAAGCAGAAAAUUUUAAAUUAGAAGAAAACACUGCUGAAAUUCAUCAGCUGAAACCAGUUUAAGGUGAUAAAUCUGAAACAAAAACAGAACAGCUGGAGAACCUCAGCAGGUCCACCAGCAUCUAUGGAGAGAAAGCAGAAUCAAUGUUUAAGGGUCACUGGACCCAAAAUGUUGACUCUAAUUUCUCUCCAUAGAUGCUGCCGGACAUGCUAAAUUUCUUCUGCUGUUUCUAGUUUUGUUUCAGAUUUCCAGCAUCCACAGUUCUUUUCUUUAUAGGGUACGAAAUGUUUAGUUCAGUUAUAGCUUGACUUAGUUUACGACGUGUAAUGAUGCAUAUAUGUAACUGUCAUACUUUUCCACACCCACAAAUUGAUGGGAUUGAAUAAGUUUAGGAGCUCAGCAUGGGAUUUCGGAGUACAACCAAGGGGAAUUUUUCAGUGUACGUUAUAAUCUUGUAAAUGAAUUUUUAUAUGCUCUUUAUCAAUGAGAAUCCUUGCUAUUGAUGGACUCAAUUAGUUAGCCUGACACUGAUGUAAGUGGAAUUAGAACAGUUUAUAUAUAACCUUCCUAGGAAGUUAGAAAACUGGAAGAGAUUUAUGGUCCAUGCGCCUAAACACAAAAUUCAAAACAGUGCCAUAGCCUACUCCACCCCUUAAUUCUUUAUCUACCAAAUUUUAACCGAGAUCAUACCAAUUUGAUGACAAUACAUAACUCUUUAGGCAGUCAGUGUGUGUAUUUAUUAUGUAAUUUUGUAUAAGAUGUAGAUUGAAUGUAUUGUAUCACAAACACUAAUAAAUGCAUUUCUAAUGUUGA
Messenger RNA from Rhincodon typus (whale shark), 1719 nucleotides. Its product is annotated as transmembrane protein 205. Lineage: Eukaryota; Metazoa; Chordata; Chondrichthyes; Orectolobiformes; Rhincodontidae. The record is from RefSeq and is a predicted model, not a curated record. The transcript has 4 exons. Bases 112 to 702 code for a protein of 196 amino acids.